Molecule: messenger RNA, 1686 nt
Organism: Cyanidioschyzon merolae strain 10D
Lineage: Eukaryota; Rhodophyta; Bangiophyceae; Cyanidiales; Cyanidiaceae
Product: actin interacting protein
Exons: 1
Coding region: 1-1686 (561 amino acids)
Cellular component (GO): mitochondrion
Molecular function (GO): catalytic activity; FAD binding
Source: RefSeq, a predicted model, not a curated record
AUGCUAACGCAGUUUCUGCUCCACCGUGUCCGGAGCGUGCUGGACAAGCCUACUUUAGGACCGGUUCGAACUUUUGGUGGCGGCAACAGAAGCACCAGUCCGGUGGACGUGCUGAGGACGACGCUCACUUUUGGACAGUUUGGGCUGUUCAGAAGGCCCCAUAACACAGGAACAAAAUUUAUCAGGGAACUGCAGGGCAACUACGCGAAACUCACUGAGAAGGAUAUCGCGACACUGGUAGAGCUGGCGCGCUCUGCUGAGCCGCAACCUCCACCAACGACACCUGCUACAGCCGCUACUGUGUCCAUUACGAGUCCAGACCAGUUGCGGAGCUACAACACGGACUGGACGGGCGAGUUUCAUGGAAACGCAAGUCUUUGUCUCCGGCCGUCCACGGUUGCAGGCGUUGCGAGCAUCCUCGCGUACUGCCACGAACGGAACCUGGCUGUAACACCGCAGGGCGGCAAUACUGGGCUCGUGGGAGGCUCUGUCCCUGUAUUUGACGAGAUUAUCCUCUCACUCUCGAGAAUGAACCGAAUUCUUGAGUUUGAUGAAGAGCACAGCACGAUUACCGUCGAAGCUGGCGUCACGCUGGGCCGUGCCGAGCAGCACUGCCGCGAACGAGGAUUCUGCUUUCCGUUGGAUCUCGGGGCCAAGGACAGCUGCCAAAUCGGUGGCAACCUCUCGACCAACGCGGGUGGGUCUCGAUACGUUCGCUACGGCUCCCUGCACGGCACUGUGCUGGGCCUCGAGGCUGUGCUCGCUGAUGGCACGAUCCUGGACCUCGGCGUUGGUAGGAAAGUUCGCAAAGACAACACCGGCUACGAUCUCAAGCAUCUCUUUAUCGGAGCGGAGGGUACGCUUGGCAUCAUUACCAAGGCCACGCUGUCGUGCUCGCCGGCACCUACAGGCACACAAGUGGCCCUAGCAGGACUCCCGGGACCCUUCGAGCAGGUGCGGUGGUGGCUCCGAGAAGCGCGUCGUUCAUUGAAUGCCCAUUUGUGCGCUUUUGAGUUCAUGGACAACGAUGCGAUGACGCUCCUGCGGGCGCAUGGGGAUGGAUUUGGGGUCCCGCUGCAAGGGAGCCAUGCUUUCUAUGUUCUGAUCGAGUGCGGUACCGCUGCUGAUACGGAGCAUCGGGCGUUGUCGCCGCUCGAGACCUACCUCGACGCCAUGACUCGUGCCGACCCGCGAGUGGAUGUGAUUAUGGCCCAGGACCUGUCGCAGAGUGCACACCUAUGGGGCUUGCGCGAGUCCCUACCCGAACUGGUUCGUCGAUCCGGCCCUAGUAUCCUCAAGUAUGAUCUCUCUUUGCCGCUUCCAUCGUUCUACGGAACCGUCGAGGCAGUCCGCGAACGAUUGCGUCAACACAAGCUCGAUGCGAGGACUUUUAGCUGGGGACAUGUCGCCGACGGCAAUUUACAUCUGAACGUUUCCAGCGAGCACCCGCGGGACAUGCUGCGCAGUACGCUGGAGCCGUGGCUAUACGACGUGGUCCAGCAGCAUGGCGGAUCGGGGAGUGCAGAGCAUGGGAUCGGGGUGCUUAAAACUCGCCUCCUUGAACGGGGUAAGCGUCCAGAGGUUCUACAGCUCAUGCGGCGUUUCAAAGCGCUCCUGGAUCCGAAGGGUAUCCUUAAUCCCUAUAAAAUGGUGGAUGCCGGCGACGCUGGUUGCCGCAGACCCUGA